CGCUACGUCACACGGUCGCGCCGUGUUUACCCACGGCGGCUAGGUGGUCGUCGGAGGCGUAGCGCCGUUUGCCAGUGCAAACCAGCUGAAACCCGACGGGCGGAGUCCAGGUGAUUACGGAUGGCGGAUCCUGCGGUGGCGUCGGGAGGUCCGCUGAACGCAGGAGGGCGUGGGGGUGGUGGUAAAGCAGCUUCCAGCCCCGCAGAGAACUACCACCUGGCCAGACGUCGCACCCUGCAGGUUGUUGUGAGCGCCCUGCUGACCGAGUGUGGCUUUGAGAGCGCAGAGAAGGCAGCAGUGGAGACGCUCACUGAGAUGAUGCAGAGCUAUAUAUCUGAAAUAGGUCGCUGUGCUAAAGCCUAUUGUGAACACACAGCCAGAAGCAUUCCAACCCUGUCGGAUACAGUGGUCUCACUCAUUGAAAUGGGUUUCAACGUCGACACGCUGCCUGUGUAUGCAAAAAGGUCACAGAGGAUGGUUAUAACUGCCCCUCCAGUGACGAACCCACCUGUGACUCCCAAGGCGCUGUCUGCCGGACAGAAACGCACACAUCCGUCUCACAUCCCGAGCCACUUCCCCGAGUUCCCUGACCCUCACACCUACAUCAAAACACCGACAUUCAGAGAGCCUGUGUCGGAGUACCAAGUGGUGAGAGAGAAGGCAGCAAAUCAGAGGAGAGACGUGGAGCGAGCACUCACGCGCUUCAUGGCCAAGACCGGAGAAACCCAGAGCCUCUUCAAAGACGACAUAACAGCCUUCCCGUUGAUCGCAGCGCGGCCGAGCGCCAUCCCAUAUCUCAGCGCGCUCCUGCCGUCUGAGCUGGAACUGCAGACCCUGGAGGAGACAGAUUCCUCUGAGCAGGAUGACCAGACAGAUAGUGAGAACACAACAGGAAACAUCAUCAACGAUGAUCCAGGAGCCGACAAAGAGAACUCCAUGCUUCCUCCCAGUGGCGUUGUUCCCUCCGCGAAGGCCAGCGAGGACAACGUGAUCGACAACCCGUACCUCCGGCCGGUCAAGAAACCCAAAGUGAGGAGGAAGAAAUGAGUCAGGACCCACCUGAACCAACGGACUCAGAGUUGCCACAGUGGUUGGUGCUUUCGGCAGUCCAGUCAGUGACUCCCGGCACGGACAGGAGCAGCCUGCUGUUGAAGACUGCUGUGUGAGCCGGGACCAGCAGCUGCCUUUCCUCAAUGCUUGGGACCAGUACUGCUGUUGACUUUUUUUUUUUUUUUGUUAACAGCCUUUUUUUUCGGGAGGCACUCACUUUGUUUAAAAUUCGUGUGACGUCAUUUUGUAAGCAACACCAUAGUGUAAUAUACAAAAAGAGGAAUCCAGUCAUUUUGUGAAUAAAGAAAAAUAAGUUUC
Xiphias gladius (swordfish) is the source of this 1368-nucleotide messenger RNA. RefSeq names its product TAF8 RNA polymerase II, TATA box binding protein (TBP)-associated factor (gene taf8). Bases 121 to 1047 code for a protein of 308 amino acids. Gene Ontology annotation, biological process: transcription initiation at RNA polymerase II promoter. Gene Ontology annotation, molecular function: protein heterodimerization activity. Gene Ontology annotation, cellular component: transcription factor TFIID complex. The record is from RefSeq and is a predicted model, not a curated record. Lineage: Eukaryota; Metazoa; Chordata; Actinopteri; Istiophoriformes; Xiphiidae. The transcript is spliced from 8 exons.